UAUAUCUCUCUCAACAAAAAGAGAGAGAGAGAGAAAUAGAAAGACUCAUACACACAUCAAUGGCGCUUCGGAAACUCUUUACAAAGCGUAUGUUCGAAGGUUUCAAAACGACGAUGCCGUUUGAACAAACAAUUGUGUCAUCUACGCCUCUCCAACAGCAAACCGUAGUGCCUCCAAACUCGUCGCAAGCGAAUUUCCACCGCGAGUAUCUCGCCUCGCCGGAUUCCACAAACAGAGGUUUUUUCCGGCGGUUUCUCUUUAGCAGAGCCGUUUACCACUCCGUUCCUGCGAGGCUCCCGGAGUUUCUGUCGAUUCCCGUCGGCGAGAAGCUCCGGGAGAAACUAAACGGUAUCAACAAUAUCGCCGGUGCUGGAUACCGUCUUCAUCUAGGCGACGUUAAUCUUCCUCCGGUACCGGCGCCGAGAAGCGACGACUCAGUGGACGGAAAUGGAGUAUCUGUGAACGAUGCGAGGAAGAUUCUGAGGGCGUGGCAAAUGGAAAAGCUGAAGGCGAAGCUGAGGAACAUCACUGAAAGCUCCGUUUCGUACACUGAAUUCUUGCGGAUCUGCGUUGAGUGUUGUGAGAACAAUGAUCAAGGUGCUGAAUUCGCUAAGAUCUUGGAUGACUCUGGAAACGUCAUCGUUUUGGGGAACGUCGUUUUUCUCCGGCCGGAGCAGGUAGCAAAAUCAAUAGAGAGCAUCAUCAAUCAAUCAAUAGCCCAUCCAAACGACCCAAGAAGGAAGGAGCUAGAGCAGAUGGAGAAGCAAAAGACCAUGAUCGAUGACAAGGCGAAAGCCCAAGUCAGAGCUGAGCUUUAUUGUGGGCUGGGCUUCUUGACGGCCCAGACCCUUGGGUUCAUGAGGCUCACUUUCUGGGAGCUAAGUUGGGAUGUGAUGGAGCCCAUAUGUUUCUUUGUUGGAUCAAUACAUUUCUCUCUUGCGUUCCUCUUUUUCCUCAGAACCUCAACAGAGCCCACCUUUCAGGGCUAUUUCUAUCGGCGAUUCAAGGCCAAGCAAGAACGCCUCAUGAAGACACACAACUUCGACAUGCGUAGGUACAACGAACUAUGCAAUGCAUGCAAUCCUAGGUAUCAUGCUGGUGCUAAUUCUGAACCCUCUCCACCUUUCCACCACCCAGAGCAAACACUUCUGAGAGCCAUGCAUCGUUGACGAAUUUAAUGUGGACAAUUGUUUAUUUAUGUAAUGUUACUAUGUGAUCGAUCACCAUGGAGCUCAUUGAAACCUUUGCUCAGAACAAAAUAGAACAUAUACUUC
This is a messenger RNA of Abrus precatorius (Indian licorice), 1274 nucleotides long. RefSeq names its product calcium uniporter protein 4, mitochondrial-like. Lineage: Eukaryota; Viridiplantae; Streptophyta; Magnoliopsida; Fabales; Fabaceae. The record is from RefSeq and is a predicted model, not a curated record. Gene Ontology annotation, cellular component: mitochondrial inner membrane; uniplex complex. Gene Ontology annotation, biological process: mitochondrial calcium ion homeostasis; calcium import into the mitochondrion. Gene Ontology annotation, molecular function: uniporter activity; calcium channel activity. The transcript is spliced from 2 exons. The coding region runs from base 60 to 1169 and encodes 369 amino acids.